UAGCGGAUCCCGAGUCCAACAUUUCCGGACAUUUCAUCAUAACCACAGCCUUACUUAGAAAUACCAAAGCCCAGCAUGGAGAGGUCAUCAAGCUGAGGGUCAAAUACAGAAAGGCAGUGUGUCAGAGUGUGUCAGAGCGUAUCUAUCAGCAACCAUAUAGUGAACAGAUAGGGGUAGCAACAUAUCAAUCAUUCUUGCCGUUAGUUUCUGUCUCUGCAUUGAGCAUAUUACUUUAUCGACUUUGUUUUGACAUGGAGUCUCAGGCAUCAGAGACUCAUGACCUUACCGGCGCGGGUUAUGUCGUUAAUGGCUUCCCAGCGCCUGGGUUGCCCCGGACUGUACGCCACAUCACCGGGUUCAACCCAGACGGCCAGUCGGUGUUUCUAAGCACUGAUUCAGGAGACCACCACAGAAUCAUGGGCGAGCGACAAGCCGUCGCGAACAUCAUAUAUUCGACUGCGGAAACACCUGUUGACCUAAAUGAUAGCGCUGACGUGAAGCAUGCCAAAGAGAAUGAGCCUCCGCUACACUAUACAAAUGGUACCGUGGCCCGCAUGAUAGACUUUGCCCCGGGUGUGGUGUCUCCUAUGCAUCGUGCGGCGUCCCUGGACUAUGGUGUUGUCUUGGAGGGUGUGUUCGAGUUGACGCUUGACUCUGGCGAGACACGAAUCAUGAGGAGAGGUGAUAUCAGUGUGCAGAGGGCUGCGGCGCACCAGUGGCGCAAUAUCACGGGCAAUGGUACUAUGCCUGGUCGUAUGCUGUAUAUUCUGCUUGAUUGCAAGGAUAUGUAUGUUGAGGGCAAGAAGGUCGAGGGCUAUCUUGGCUUGUUGGGGCAGUAUUACAAAGGACACGAAAAAUAACGGCCCAUGAAUCAAAUUCUACUGCUUGAAGGAUAUAUAG
Messenger RNA from Daldinia decipiens, 900 nucleotides. RefSeq lists its product as uncharacterized. Lineage: Eukaryota; Fungi; Ascomycota; Sordariomycetes; Xylariales; Hypoxylaceae. The coding region runs from base 252 to 860 and encodes 202 amino acids. The transcript is spliced from 2 exons. The record is from RefSeq and is a predicted model, not a curated record.